CCCCCCCUCACCACAUUAAACCACCCAAGCUAAUUUAGCCUUCCAACUACUUCUUGCUUUCUCAAGGAAAAAAAAUAAAUAUAAUCAUGAGCAGGCCAGGAGAUUGGAACUGCAGGUCAUGCCAGCACCUCAACUUCCAAAGGCGCGACUCCUGCCAGCGGUGCGGUGACACUCGGUCCGGGGUAGAUUUUGGAGCGUUUGGAGGGCGGGGCGGGUCGUCACUUGGGUUCACCGGUUCGGAUGUUCGACCGGGGGACUGGUAUUGUACUGCUGGGAAUUGUGGAGCACACAACUUCGCUAGCCGGUCAAGCUGCUUCAAGUGCGGAGUGUACAAGUUAGAAGAUUCAGGCGCUAGUUUUGACUACGACUUGUCAAGAUCUCGAGGGUAUGGCUCUGGCGCCGCUGUUGCCGGUGGCAAUAAUAAUCGCUCUGGAUGGAAAUCCGGAGACUGGAUAUGCCCGAGGUCGGGAUGCAAUGAACAUAACUUUGCAAGCAGAAUGGAAUGUUUCAGAUGCAAUGCUCCAAGAGACUUGGCAACAGAAUUUCUUAGUAGCUACAUGAGGAGUUGAUGAAGCUUAUCAAAAGAGGGUAUUAAUGUUUUUGUCUUCAUCGAUCGAUCGAAAUUAAUUCCUUUUGGGUGCUAUUAUAAGGGUUUAUUGAGGUGUAGUCAAGGCCCAAUCAUGGCAUUUUGUUAGGUACCCCCAUAAGAAGAAUAGCAAUGUUUGUAGUGAUGUGGUGCUUUUGAUCAUCAACUUCUAUCUUUAAUAUUAUUGUUGUCUUUAGUUUGUUUUGUUUUCCAGAGAGAGUUUAUUUAAUGAUUGUAUGGUGCAUGGUUUUCUUCAAAUUAAAGAAGAUGGUUUUCCACUUU
Molecule: messenger RNA, 868 nt
Organism: Tripterygium wilfordii
Lineage: Eukaryota; Viridiplantae; Streptophyta; Magnoliopsida; Celastrales; Celastraceae
Product: TATA-binding protein-associated factor 2N-like
Exons: 4
Coding region: 87-569 (160 amino acids)
Cellular component (GO): cytoplasm
Molecular function (GO): mRNA binding
Source: RefSeq, a predicted model, not a curated record